CUCCAAUCGCUCGAGGCCGUUCGACAUCCCUAGAAACGCGCAACGCGAGACGACCAUUAGGAUUUCCCAAUUCGUAAUUUAAAUCCUAUAAGGCAGGCUGGUUGGUUCAUGGGCCAAAUUUUCGAUUCUAAUCCAGCAUGCCAAUUUGUAGUAGUCUUCCUUGAGCGAAACGUCCGACGGAACCUUCGCACGGAACAUCGCAUGUUGCCUCUCGCUUUGUCCUCUUAGAUAUUCUACCAUUACCAACUUCCUACAGGUCAACAACUGGCAAUACCUGGCAAUAACUGAUAAAUGAUGGAAGCUACAUUCACUAUCGUUUUUUAAGUGGCUUUGUCUGCCAUUUACCCAUCCGUCUACCACUAAUUCUAUUCUUUUUUACAUUUUACAUUUUCAUAUCUUCCGCAUCCCCAUCCCAUUUUCUCAUCUUAUCGCAUUCGGCUUCUUCAACUUUUCCGUCGCGAUCGAAUAAUCCAACGACCUACACUUUCACCUACCUUUUGCGCCUAUCCCUCCAGCAUCUUCCGUCAUCAUGGAUAUGGUACAGACCCUAGUGCGCUCUGUCGUACGCGCUUUCUAUACCAAUCCCGAGGACCGUAGAAUGAUUAUUAUCAUUGACGCAUUAGUCCGCCAUACAACUUUGCGCGACGACGACUUGUCUUACUUAGUGCACCUCAAUGGGAAAGAUUUGCACAGGGUUUGCGGCAAGCUAAAGGAAGAUCACUUAUUGCAGAUCCAUAUGAGACCUGAGCUCGAAAAAGACAAAGAUAAACCACGAAAUCGAACAUACUAUUACAUCGAUUACCGUCAGGCCAUCGAUGCUAUCAAGUAUAGAACUUUCCUACUCGAUAAGAAAGUUCAAGGCGAAUCAACCCCCCAGCAGGAGAAGAAGGAAUACUUUUGUCCCCUUUGCAAGGCCGAAUGGACUAUGCUCGAUGUUGUUGACAAUAACGAUCCUGUUCGAGGUUUUCUAUGUCACCGCUGCAAUACCGUCCUAGUUUUUGACCCCGAUCGUGAGGCUGGUGGUCACGAGCUCUCCACUCGGCUAAACAGUCAGAUUAAAUUCAUCCUCGAAGUCCUGCCGAAGCUCGACACCAUCACUAUUCCCGACGCCGACUUCGAGACUUUAUAUUCUCAAGCUGCUCCUGUCUACCGCGAUGAAGCUAACAGGGUCGCUCCUUCGAUCGCCGUCGAAUCUCUCGGAAAGCCAACCGCUGUUAAGGGUAUGGCGAAUACCGGUCCACAGACUAUUGCGAUCAGCAUUACGGACACGGAGGGCCCUACCGAAGCUGAAAAGGAGGCUGAACGCGCCCGUAAAGAGGAGGUUGCUCAGAUGAACGCAUUGCCCGAGUGGCACACCCGAAGCACUAUCUCUGGUCUAUCAUUUGGCGGAGGUACCAGCUCAACCUCGGCAGUUAAGACGGAUGACGACAGCGUCAAAAUGCCGGACGAGUCAGCCGGUGACGCUAACCACGAUAAAGCCAUGGAGGAGCUAUUCAAAACAUUACAGAAGUCUCAGGCUGAGGAAGCUAGGCGCAAGGCUGAGAAAGAAGCCGAGGAAGAUGAGGAGGACGGCGAGGAUGACGAGGAGAGUGAGGAUGAAGAGUUCGUGGAAAUCUCCGCAAAUAUCAGCUCUAUCGGCGAGAAGCGCCUCGCUUCGAGCGGUCCCACUAGUGCUGCCGAUACUCCCACCUCGGAAGAUAGGCCUUCAAAGAAGGUCAAACUGGCGGAGCCAACCAACGGUGGCGAAAGCGAGGAUGAGGAGGAUGAGAUGCAAUUCGAGGACGUCUAAGCAAAACUAAUAGGAUUUUAUGUAUGUUGGGUUCGCGGGCACUAGGGUCAAGGAAAGGGGGGGCACGAGAAGCAUAUAGGAGUGCUUCCGUGAGAUUACGAUACCCUAAGUAUAUAUGUAUAGGAAGGCAAGGCAUAGCGUAUUGUCUUUUUGAUUUUUGAGGGUUUCAAUCCCCGCUAGAUAGAUAGGUUAGGUAUGCAUGGGCGAGGCGUCCAAAAAUGAAUAGCAAACAGUUGCAUUUGGAU
Daldinia vernicosa is the source of this 2034-nucleotide messenger RNA. RefSeq lists its product as uncharacterized. Gene Ontology annotation, cellular component: transcription factor TFIIE complex. The coding region runs from base 530 to 1789 and encodes 419 amino acids. The transcript is spliced from 2 exons. The record is from RefSeq and is a predicted model, not a curated record. Gene Ontology annotation, biological process: transcription open complex formation at RNA polymerase II promoter; transcription initiation at RNA polymerase II promoter. NCBI's taxonomy places the organism in Eukaryota, Fungi, Ascomycota, Sordariomycetes, Xylariales, Hypoxylaceae.